AAGUAUGACAGUACGUGGUUAUACCUACGAGUUAGGAGGAGAUCUACCAGAUUUAAAAAUAGACAAUUCUACAGACCUGACUUUAAUGUAUUGUUGUAGAGAUGACGGAAACGCCGAUGAACCUAUACAAUUGCCACACGACUUCCCUUUUAUUUUGUUUUUGGGGCCAACUACCGACACGUGCCAAGAAGUGGAUAAUAUGAAAUGGACAUUGGAUGGAUUUUACCUGGUCAACGAACAUCUUAACUUUGAAUAUGAUGGAUUGCAUCCUAAUUUUACUGGCCAUGCUGUUUAUCAUAGACAUGUAGGCAUACCGUUGUGCUACUAUGAGCCAUUAAGUAAACGAGAGUGUGUCUUUAAGACUGACUUCGGAGCUUCAUAUAAAGGUCACGAAAAUAUUACGAAAUCAGGGAGGCACUGCAGCUUAUGGAAGGAUAAUAGCCUUGAGUUUACUACAAGUACCAGAUGGAUAGGGGAAUUUGAAGAAAAUUACUGUAGGAAAAUCGAUAUGGGAUUGAAAACUCCCCCUGGUUGCUAUAUUGGUGGUGAAUUUGAAAGCUGUGAUAUUCCAGAAUGCGAGGACGACCCAGAAUAUUUGGAAAUAUUUGGAAAGGGGAGAAGCUACAACUCAGCACCAUCACUUAGCAGCACACCUGCUUCUUAUGCAGUGGAUGGUUUAAUUGGUGCAGGACUAACUUUUAGAAAUUCCAGAUCGUAUUCUAAGCCAUGGUAUUUACUUAAUUUACAAGAGUAUGUUGAAGUUCAUGCAAUCGUUCUUUACCGAAUGCAAAUUUGGUUCCCAGUAAGCCACAGAUAUGUAGGAACGUAUGUUAGUAAAAAUAGAUGGGAUUUCCUGACAUAUGGAGCAUACAGAUGUGAGGAAAACCGAAAUCCUAGGAAAAAUGCAAUAUUUCGAUAUCAGUGUAAACGUCCUAUUGUCGGACAAUAUGUCAGUGUGACAAAUUUUGACUUUACUAAUGAAAACGCUAGACAGGGCUACUACCAUUUCUUUGAAAUAGAAGAGAUUCAAGUGAUAGGAAAAUCAACAAUGUGUGGACGACAAUUAGGUCUCAUAUCCGGUGAUGUUUACGAUUACCAGUUAGAAUCGUCCUCGAGGAAAGACAAAGAUCAUCUAUCAAACUAUGGUCGUUUAUUCUUCCCAGAAACUGGCUGGUGUUCUAGUUCUGAUGAUGUUUCUCCAUGGUUUAUAGUUGAUUUUAUUGUGCCUUUAAAACUCCAAGGUGUUGAGCUACAGGGAAUAAAAGACGGUUCAAAUGCACAAUUUAUUGACUCGUUUAAAAUAAUGUAUGGUAAUGACAGGAGCAACCUAACUUUUUACGAGGACCCGAUCGGAACAGUGAAGAUAUUUAUAAUCAAUCCGAUGAUAAGCCCACUGUCUAUUCAUCAGUUUAUUUUUAAUAAAGAAAUUUAUGGCAGAUACCUUAAAGUGGUUCCAGUGGAUUACAAAGAAGCAUGUUUAAAACUUGAAGUCAUUGGUUGUCCAAAACAAGUGAGACGUGACUUGUGGUGUAGAGAUACAAAAUUCGACUUUGGUUUUGAAGUCCUCAGAUAUCAUUCGUUUUGGAUGGCCGAGCAUCAUGAUAUAGAACGUAUGGGCAAAACAGGAAUAGAUUUGAAACAAUGUUUUGAACGCUGUCAAAAUAUAUCUUGCACUUCCUUCUCAUCUGAGUACCCGAACAGUCGUUGUACACUACAUUUUGGACACAAAUAUACUCCGGAGUAUCAUAGAUGGUGGAUUGAGGGUGUCGAUCCUGGAAAUGUCUACUAUCAAAGACUGUGUUUUAAAGGUUUGAAUUAUUGA
Molecule: messenger RNA, 1822 nt
Organism: Mytilus trossulus (common blue mussel)
Lineage: Eukaryota; Metazoa; Mollusca; Bivalvia; Mytilida; Mytilidae
Exons: 10
Coding region: 5-1822 (605 amino acids)
Source: RefSeq, a predicted model, not a curated record